Molecule: messenger RNA, 2166 nt
Organism: Acanthopagrus latus (yellowfin seabream)
Lineage: Eukaryota; Metazoa; Chordata; Actinopteri; Spariformes; Sparidae
Gene: slc2a9l2
Product: solute carrier family 2 member 9, like 2
Exons: 13
Coding region: 179-1765 (528 amino acids)
Biological process (GO): monosaccharide transmembrane transport
Cellular component (GO): membrane
Molecular function (GO): hexose transmembrane transporter activity
Source: RefSeq, a predicted model, not a curated record
ACCGCAGGUAAGAGGGUGAAACGGUCACUGGAUAUGCAGUAUGGCAACAUGUUUCCGUCAGCGCUUCUAUCGGAAGAAGCAGCAGAAAAGUGAACAAUUUGCCUGACACACCAUAUGAUGGAAUAAGUAACGUCAGAGCAACCUGUCGAGGAGAUAAAAGGGACGCUGGAACAUUAACAUGGGCAAGCUACAGGAGGACAACCCGGCUGACCACAAGACAGGCGACCCUGGAAAUAAGAGCUGUGAGCAGGAGCCGGUCACAGCCUGUCUGCUGAGUGCAGCCUUCUUCGGUGCCCUGGGCUCUUCUUUCAUUUACGGCUACAACCUCUCCGUGGUCAACGCCCCUGCUUUGUUCAUUAAAGCUUUCUACAAUAAGACAUGGAUCGAGAGAUACGGGGAGCCCAUUGCAGCAGAGACAGCCACCCUCCUCUGGUCCAUCACUGUGUCCAUCUUCGCCAUCGGAGGCCUUCUCGGAGCGCUGUCAGUCUCUUCUAUCAUCAGAGUGCUGGGAAGAAAGGGAACCUUGCUGCUGAAUAACGGCUUUGCUGUCAUAGCUGCUCUGCUGCUGGCCCUGGGCGAGACGGCAAAGUCGUUUGAGAUGCUCAUUGUUGGCAGGUUUAUUAUUGGAGUAGACUCGGGUAUCGCUCUCAGCGUGCUUCCUAUGUACCUGGGAGAGAUAACACCAAAACAUAUCAGAGGUUCCAUUGGUCAGUUCAACUCUAUCCUGAUCUGCUUGGGAGUGUUCACAGGGCAAGUGCUGGGGCUGCCAGAGCUGCUGGGACAGGUGUCCCGGUGGAACCACCUGUUUUCCUUCCUGGCGGUGCCAGCGGUGCUGCAGCUGUGUGUGCUGCCCUUCCUCCCCGAGAGCCCUCGCUUCCUGCUGAUGGAGAGGAGGGAUGAGGCCGGAGCAGAGAGAGCCUUCCAGAGGUUUUUGGGAAAGAAGGAUGUGUCCCAGGAGCUGGAGGAGGUCCAUGCAGAGGCUCGAGCUCAGGACAACGUACAGAGAGCAUCUGUGUUACAGCUGCUGAGGAACCCAGCUGUGCACUGGCAGCUCAUCACCAUCAUCAUCACCAUGGCCUGCUAUCAGCUCUGUGGCCUCAACGCUAUCUGGUACUACACAAAUGGGAUCCUUCUGGAGGCAGGCUUUGCCAAGAACAUCAUCCCCUACAUCACACUGAGCACCGGGGCCAUUGAGACUUUGGCUGCCAUCGCCUCAGGCUUAGUGAUAGAGCGAAUUGGGAGGAAGCCCCUCCUUAUAUUUGGUUUCGCUGCCAUGGCCGUGUUCUUCAGCCUACUCACGGUGUUCCUCAAUUUCCAGGACAGUGUGUCAUGGAUGCCCUACCUCAGCUACAUCUGUAUACUGGCUGUGAUUGCUUCCUUUUGUUCUGGGCCAGGUGGCAUCCCCUUCAUCCUGACCGGGGAGCUGUUUGAACAGUCCUACCGACCUGCUGCCUUCAUGAUUGCCGGCACCGUAAACUGGCUGUCCAACUUUGCUGUGGGCCUCCUGUUCCCCUUCGUUCAGGAGAAGCUGCAGUCCUUCGCCUUCCUGGUGUUUGUGGUGGUAUGCAUUUUGGGAUCUAUCUACCUUUACUGCGUCCUGCCUGAAACCAAAAAUAAAACAUUUAUGGAUAUCAGUGAGAGCUUUGCCAAGAUCAACAAAAUCUCUGUCGCCGCCCCCGCCCAAGAAAUGGAGCUGGUUCUGUCCAUGAAGCCCAACGUCAACGGGAAAGCCCAAGAUGUCGCUAAGAUGGAGAGUUCCUCCUAGCUGUAUGACCAGCUAUGACCGUAGAUAAACAGGGUUAAAAUAUAAACUGAGAGUACUUUGUACAUAUUUAUUUAAUGACUGUGAUCAACAAGCUAAAAAUUCAUGCUUUUGGGCAGUUUUCAUGUUGUAGAAAUGUAGGUGUUUUGUAAACAUUUUGUAUGACUGAAAUGUUUGGGAAUUUUGUGGUAUUUAGUUUACAGCAAAAAGUUUUUAUGUCUUUUUUUGUAUCAAAAUUAAACCCAAAUGUCAUGUUCUGUUUAACAGUCAAAAUACUGAAUAGAACAUAAUACAUUGCAGGCGGUUCAGCACUUGCAAAAGGGAUAAUAAAGUGGAUAUAGGUGGCUUGCAUUAAAUAUUCAUGUAAAGUGUACUCACUGCAAUAUUAAACACUAACUUUUCAA